Messenger RNA from Symbiodinium natans, 153 nucleotides. Lineage: Eukaryota; Dinophyceae; Suessiales; Symbiodiniaceae. The record is from the annotation of a GenBank genome assembly.
AUGCACUACAAGGCGAAGAAGAAGCUUCACGAGGAAGAGUUUCUACUUAGUGCCUGCUCUUCCCUGCCUCAUCGUUUCGCUCUUGUGGCCGCCUUGAUGCCCAUGGUUGUCCGGUUUGCAUUCGGGCUCGUCGACACAGUGAUGCGUGUUUGA